Messenger RNA from Branchiostoma floridae (Florida lancelet), 2164 nucleotides. RefSeq lists its product as uncharacterized. The transcript is spliced from 3 exons. The coding region runs from base 104 to 778 and encodes 224 amino acids. NCBI's taxonomy places the organism in Eukaryota, Metazoa, Chordata, Leptocardii, Amphioxiformes, Branchiostomatidae. The record is from RefSeq and is a predicted model, not a curated record.
ACUUAAAAAAUUGAAACUUUAACCACCCGAAUAGUUUAUCAUCUGAGAAGAUAGAAGAUGGCGGUCGAUUUGAUCUCGUUUUCGUGAAACGACGACAACAAAAAUGUGUGAAAACUUAGAUAGAGUGGACGGGAACAUAGACCAAGAGUUCGAUGAACUGUAUAGACAAUGUGAGAGAUUUAGCAAACACAAGAAGGACCUCCAUUCACUAAAACUGAAGGUGAAGAAACUAAAAAAGGCGGGCAAACCCAGGGUGAAAGGUUUGUCGGGGUCAUUGACCUCACACGACCAGGACUGGUCCGGGCUGUCCACAGGUGCAAGUCCCGCUGCCUGUGAUGGCUGGGAACCAGAGGUUGAUAGUGGUGAGAUAGGAGAUGAUAGGAGAAACGCUGGUCAGGAGGAGGAAGAGGAGGUUUGCAUGGAGCAAGAUUCAGCAGACAGUAAGGAAGAAGAAGAUGAAGAAUUGACUCUGUUGGAUGAUGAUGAAGGCACCAUUGAUGAUACCAGCACAUACAGAGUAACCAGGACAGUGUCAUCUGUUCAUGUUCACAGACUUGGACAUCAAACAUUACCCUCAAAAACAAACAGGAGUCACAGGACCUUAAAGAGAAGACUGCAAGAACCAUCACUGGAGUAUUUGUCUCAGUCAGCAGAUGGUCUGAAAAGCCAGGACAAUGUCCUUCCUCUGUUCUGCGACCCAACAGAACACAAAGGAGGAGUGUGGCAGUCAAUCGUUGUAGAAAAAGAUGAACGCCCAUGUGAUGGUAUGGUAGAGUAGAUGGGGCUGAAAAUACCUAUGUGUAACCUCAGUCAAUCUGGGAUUGGCAGAAAACAAUUGUGCAUUGCAGCUUAAGACUUAAGUAUAAAAUGUUAUUGAAACAACAUGCAAUUUUUGUGGGCUGGUAUCAGCAGUCAGCAUCUACACUGUAUAUACUAAUUACUAUAUUUCAGGAUUUUACCAUGGUCUAUAUUGACCGAAGGAGGUAAUAUAUACUACAUUUGUAGUACUUCAAAUAGUGCUGUAUGCAGUAAAACUUCAGUUACUAGUACUUUGGUUGAGGUUGUGAGAUUUUGUAGAUGUAAAAGGGUUGCUAUAAUGAUCUGAUUGAGUGGGUGUGAAAAUGUAGGUUUCAUAACCUACCAGGGCUCGAAAUACUGGGUGCAUGUGCACCCAGGUGCACCUAAAAUAGGAGCUGUGCACCCAAUUAUUUUCUGUGGGUGCACUGGUGCACCCAAAUAUUUUCAUAGGCUUAUGUAUGUAAAGAUAUCAAAGUAUACUUGUAUAUAUCAUAUUCUUCUUGACAUCUACAAAGUGUUAGAAAGAUAAUAAAAAUGUCUGUCUUUGUACUUGUUUAAGAAUUUGAUAGCUGGUAACCAGGUUUUAUUAUUAGGAUUUUCUGACAUUCUACUUAAAUUUAAGUGGUGCACCCAAAAAUGUUUUGGUUUUUGGUGCACCCAAUUUUUUAAGCUGGGUGCACCAUUGCACCUUUUCCCAAAAAUGAAUUUCGAGGCCUGCCUACAUAACCUACAGACAAUGCAUAAGACAAGUUCAGUUCACUUUUUACAUUAUGAAUGACUGUUUAUGCUUUAAAGUCCUGCUACUUGUCUACCCUACUGGUCCAUUCUGGCCAUCACACGUACACUAGGGCAGACUCGUCUCUCAGGUAUGUGUAUUAUACACAAUUCUCCAAUCUCUUAAUAGAAAGCCUUUAGGCUAGAUGGCUUUUAUGCAAAGACUCUACAUGUAUGCAUUGCUGACUGAGCCUGAAUAGUUCAAUGUAGUAAGUAACUAGGAAGAUGGAUAAUGUGAUAGAUAAGAACUAUGCUGAUGGUAAAAGGUGGAAAGGCAGCAAGGGGCCAGUAACUGGCCUGAGAACUUAAGUAGGGCAUGGGUACAUUAAGAAGAGAGACAAAAGAUCCAGUGUCUCUGUUUAGUCUCCUAAUUAGGGGUCAGGUUCUGUGGUGUAAUGGCAGGUUGUUUGGUCCAUAACACUGCAGUUUUGACCACUAACAUUUCAUAAUGAAGGCACUGUUUAUUUUGGCCAAACUUUUUUUAUUCGCACACUCGCAUCAGUUUGGGGUUUCCAGCAGAUGUCAUCCAUACAAUGAAAUUAUAAAUUUUGGGAACAAUCUGAACUUUACCUGUUACUUUGUGUGUACAAUG